UCUCUCUCUUCAAUGUCAUUCACCUGAAGAAAAAAAACAGAAUUGCGAACGCAGCCUUCUUCUCCUCUCCUCAUAGAUUACGUAAAGGGAAAAAAAAAGAAGAAUCCUUCUCUUGCAGUCUCAUAGAUUACGUAAAGAAAAAAGAAGCAUUUCUCCUCCUUCUCAUAGAUUAUGUAAAGGAAAAAGAAAAAGAAAAACUCAUUUGCGAUUCUUCUCCUCUCUCAAAAGUUUGUCAACUUUCCGCUUUACUCCGGUGUCGUUCAUCAUCUACUCCGGCGAACAUCUCACGCAUUGUGCAAUUGAAAAGUAUAAGGUGGUUUAAGGAUGUCACAUAUUCCCAUGUUAGUGCGUUACGGUGGUAUGUGGGAUGAGAGGCGAAGAAAAUACGAAGGAGGCAUGUUAAAAGGCAUCGUUGUCAGUAAAGAAAUAACACAUAAAGAUUUACAGGCAGAAUUAUAUGACCUUGCAGAAGUUGACCCUUCAAAGUUCGACGUAAUGAUAAGAUGCAUAUAUGAGAUAAAAGUGGAACACGAAGCUCCUACAUUUGAGUUAAGCAAUGACCGUGAUUUGAAGUUUUAUCUUCUUAGUGAAAAUCCAUUAAAGGUCCCUUUAUACGUCUCAUUUGAGCCUAAAAGUAAUCAAAGCAAAAAAGUGUUAAGCAAAGAUUACAAUUCAGUAUCUGGCAGCAACCAAGCUCAUAACUUAAACCCUCAUCCUCCAAUUGUAAUGGAUACAUUAAAUGAGAAUGAAGUCCAUGUUCGUGAAGUUGAAGUUGGCUUGUGUGAUAACGUGAUAGGGACCACUUCGGCUAUAUGGGAAUCAUAUGAGUCAUAUGAUUCGAAAGAUGAGACUUUUACAUGGGAGCCAGUAGAGAUGAAUAGUGAAUCAUUUGACAUCCCACAACAUAGAGAUGGUCCUACAAAAGAUUGCAAAGGAAAAUCUAAAGUUCGUUACAGCUCUUCUAGCCAAAAGUUGAAGACAGACAUGAAUGAUUGGUCCGAAGAAAGCUCUACAAGUGAGGAGUUUGAUGUAGGACAAAUAUUUUUUUCCAAAAAAGAUUUGUCAAUGAGAUUAAGUGUCUUGGCAAUGAAAAAAAAUUUUCAGUUUGUAGUAAAAAAGUCUACAAAAGAGGUUCUCUUUGUUAGAUGCAUUGACAACAAGUGUGGUUGGAGACUGCGAGCGAUGAGAUUGAAGGAUUCAAAUAUAUUUAAGAUUAACGUUGAACAUGUUCUAGCCUAG
Messenger RNA from Cucumis sativus (cucumber), 1239 nucleotides. RefSeq lists its product as uncharacterized. The record is from RefSeq and is a predicted model, not a curated record. Bases 325 to 1239 code for a protein of 304 amino acids. NCBI's taxonomy places the organism in Eukaryota, Viridiplantae, Streptophyta, Magnoliopsida, Cucurbitales, Cucurbitaceae. The transcript is spliced from 2 exons.